UAAAUUAUUUGUAAAGAUGUUAUAAAAGCUAUUUAUAUUGAUUAUCACAUAUUACAGGAACUUUUAUAUCAUAAUAAGUACGAAUAUACAGCGUUAAAGCGCAUUUUAAUUGUUUCUAUCGCAAUGCGAUAGUAUACGUAAUAUAUAAUGUGCUCACAAAAUUUGUCGGUAAAAUCUGUAGGUAUUUGACAAAAGCACGCCAUGGAAUAAUUAGUGCGUUGCUCAUAUGCCUGCGCAUAGACCUUGAACUUAUUCAUGCUAAUUUCUUACGAUUUAUACGUAGCUGCGUUAAUGCGAUAACGUCUCAUGCGUUAGCUGAGUGACGAUUGCAAUUGGUUGUUUGGUGAUUAUAGAAUUGGAAAAGUAGGUCAAGCUCAUAUAUCUUGAAAAUAGGUUCUUGAUUAUACUGAAAGUGCAUAACCUUUGGCUACUGUUUCCACUUUAAAGUAAAAUUUUAAAUCGAUGUAAUAUUUACUGUAGCGAGCAGCUCUUUGCAUAUAAAUAAAGCAACCAAAUUGUUAUUUAUUGCUCAUUAAUUCAACUGUAUCGUUAGUGUAUUUGAAUUUAAUGCGUUGUAGGUGUCAGUCAAAAGGAUUUAAAAGAAUAUAUUUUAGUAAAUUGCACAGUAUCGUGCACAGAAGAAAUCAGUAAUUUAUUCAGCAAUUUCAAUGUUCAAACUCAUCAGAAACAGAACGCUGCAGGAAUUGUGAUUUAUUCAAAGUUACGUAAAUGGAACUUUUAAUAAAAUAUGAUUGCUGAUCUUAUCAAGUAUGUUGUUGAGUUGAUAUAGCAUAUAGCGUUGCGCUUCUUUAUUAAUGCCAGCACUUGUCAGCCAAUCACGGGCUUAAUCGCGCGCUGACCUUACACCUUACAGUUUUCGUGAAACAUGCAAGAUCGGCCACGACAGUUCGAUCAGUAUAUUUCGAUCGCCGGACGAGCAUUCCGGUAAAUUGCCUUGUAAAUCACGGCACGUCUUGCACGCGUCUUGUUAAAUUUAUGAAUCACACGCGAGCUUUCGUGAUCGACGAUCGAUGGGGAGGUUUCCCCGUCGAAACAAAAGGCGACGCGAUAGCUGUAAAAUCGUCACGACAAUCCGACACCCGCCUUCCUGCUGCUGUAGAUGUUGCAAGGCGAGGCGCGAUGCACUUGGCGUGCGAGCGGACACGUUUCUACGACUGUCUGCCUAUAAAAUACUGGCAACAAGGCGAUAAAUUUUCGGUCGCUUUCGUGCAAGAGCAGCCGGAUGCGCCUCCUUUGUAACUUGCGUAGUUAACAUUUAGAACUCGAUAAAGGCUCUCGAGUUUCAAAGAAAUGUAACGUCGUGAUGUCGAGCACAUGAUAACGGAAGAACUAAGCUAAAUAAUUAAAUGAGAACUGCGUGAGAAAGCCUUAAUAAUAAAUCUUAUUCUACAGGAAUAAUGCUGCUAAAUUCUUACACUUACAUUUUUUAUGUUUCCUCAUUUACUUUUAAACGUCACUAAAGAAAAUAAAUAAAAAUAUAAUUAUAUACUUUUAUACUUGUAUUAAUGUUGUUAAAUAUAUCGUGCGAUACAUAUUUUGUGAUAAAUGGGCGAUGAUGAUAUUAAAUUUUCUUGCGAUAGGUUGCUCCUGUUUAGAAGCAAUUAUACAAAUAAUGGAAAAACAUUAAUUCAAAAUUAUCGUUUUUGUAUCGCAAAAAUAACUUAGUUUCGCUGUUUCUUUCUUAAAAACUAUUUUUUAAAAAGUUUUUAUAUAUUACCUAUUCUUUCCUCUGUUUUUAAGUUUGUAACAAAUAGUUCAUAAACAUAAAGAUGAUUACUGCAAUUAUUAAAUAAGAAUUAUUGAAGUUAUUAAAAACGAUAAUUAUCCGAUAAUCUUUCUUUCAUGAUUGCAAUAAUUUUUAUUUGUUCUCAAUUGUUUGCUGCAAACUAAGAAACAGAGACAUAAAAAAUAAAAGAGAACUUUCAAGAAAUUAUUUUUUAUGGAAAGAAAUGUAUGGGUGAAUAAAAUGAACAAAACAAUUUGCUUUUUGUACAGUGGUUUCUAAAAAAUAUUAAUUAAUAAAUAAGUUUUUAUUAUCUUGUAUGAGCGAUAAAGAUCCAAGCGAAUAUUUGAUUUAGUGCAUGUAUAAGGUCGAUUAAAAUAAUUGCGGGGUUUUCAGAUGAGGCAUGUAACCCAUAUUCGACGGCAGCGUGAGACCAACUUUUUACUUCAAUAAUCUCGUGAUUGCAAUAUAUAUAUGCUAUAAAAAAACUCAGCGAACAUUCCCGUAAUUUUCUUCGAAUAGACGGGAGAAACUUAAACAGAUCGUUGAUAUGGCUGCAGUAAUUACAAAAGUUUGUCUCAGAUCAGACAUGUAACUUUAUAAAAAAUAAAAGUUAGUGUUAUAAUCAGAUUUAUGCAUAGUUCAAUCAUAUAAUUGUGUAGAAAUUUUUAAAUGUUGCUAUUAGUAUAUAAGAAUUUAUAUUGAGAAUAGAUAUAUAAAUAAAUGAUAACGAUGCAAAGUAGAAUGCUUCAUGAAUUUCCGAGUGAUACCCUGAAAAGGAGUCAGAUUGUAUGUGUUAGAUUUAUAAAUUGUGCUGGUAAUGCUCAGCAAUGGCUCAGUAAUAGAACAUCUAGCCGCGUCUUUCGAGGCGAUCGAAGUUCAGCCGGCUAGCUUCGUAUUCAGAUCUUAAGAAAGGUGGUAAAGGUAGCCACCCUAUGGCAGAGCAUUUUCUGCUUCAGUAGUGGCAGCACGUAGGAGGUAGUGGGGGUGCCUCGAAGGCUUAAAAGGCCUUCCAACGUCCUUGUAACACGCAGUCUUGGAAUCAAACAUACUAGUAUUCCGCGUAAGUAGAUCGAAAGUGCGAAGAAUAAUCUCGCCUAACUUUUCCGUCACGGGUUCCGUCAGACUUUCAUCGGAGUGAUCUGGUGUAUCCGAGAUUAAUCCGUUAAGAAGAUAAGAGGAAUAGUUUGGGGUGAAAGUAUCGAAGUGAAGAAAUUAAAAAUCUAAUCAGGAAAGGAAGUGAUUUUUUUCCCUCGCAAGUUAUCUCUUUGAUAGAGCUUGGAUUCGUGAUUUGUGUCCACAAGUGGUAAUAAUUAAAUAUUGUUUGCGUAACAAUUGAGAGAUCAUGAGAGGCGGAAUGGGUCUUCGAAUAAUUAUAUCCAUCCUAUUGGUCAUAUCAAUCUUUUCGCCGCCGAUGUCCGCUGCCCUCACAACUUUUGGGAAGAGCAAUCCACAGAAUCAAAACCCGAAUCCACCGCCGCCGCCUACACCAACUGGUAAAGCUCGCGAGUGUAGGAUGGAAAGUGACUGUGCUGGAAUUCAAAAUACAACGUGCAUGUCGGACCCCCGGGAUGGAAGAACUCGAUGUCUCUGCGGUGAUUACUCGGCACCACUUAAUGGUGCCUGCGCUAACAAAUUCAAAGCACUACGUGCAACCUGCAAUUCUGACGUAGAGUGCAUAGAAGAUGCUCACUGUGUGCAGCGAAACGGAUCCAUUUGCCAGGAAUAA
Molecule: messenger RNA, 3473 nt
Organism: Temnothorax curvispinosus
Lineage: Eukaryota; Metazoa; Arthropoda; Insecta; Hymenoptera; Formicidae
Gene: sosie
Exons: 4
Coding region: 3090-3473 (127 amino acids)
Source: RefSeq, a predicted model, not a curated record